Messenger RNA from Miscanthus lutarioriparius, 726 nucleotides. NCBI's taxonomy places the organism in Eukaryota, Viridiplantae, Streptophyta, Magnoliopsida, Poales, Poaceae. The record is from the annotation of a GenBank genome assembly.
AUGACGGCGACGGCGCCGAGCAGCAGCAACGGGUCAGCGAGGAGGGGACGUUCCCAGUCCCAGCAGCGCCGCGGCGGGCGUUUGGCUACGGCAGGUGGCGCAGGCGGCGGCGCUCGUCGUCGGCCGCACAAGGACCUGAGCUGGACGGGCGUCCGGGAGCGGCUCUGGGGCGGGUGGGCGGCGGAGAUCCGCAUCCCGCGCACCCGAUCCAGGCUGUGGGUCGGCAGGUUCCAGGACGCCCUGCAGGCGGCGCUGGCCUACGACGCCGCCUUGUUCUGCUUCUACGGCGAGCGCCUCCCCAGCCAGCGCAAGUUCAACUUCCCGGGCGCGCCACGCCCCGCCAUCCCCGAGCACAUCCGCGUCCAGCUCACCGUCGCCAACAUCAAGGAGAUCGCGGCCGACUACGGUCGAAGCUGCGCCGGCCUCUUCUUUUCUGCGCCGGCUCAGCUGUGCCCUACACCAGCUGCCGCACCACCGGCACCACUGACGCCACCUCUGAUGGUGCCAGCGCCGGCGCCGGCGCUGGCUACUGAUGGUGCUGCCGCCGCCAGCGCUGAAGCAAUGACCUCCACAACAACUGAUGUCGUCCAUGCUGCUGGCAACGCCGGGAACCGCGUGGAUGGAGAAUUCAUGGCAAGUGCUGAUUGCCUGCUCUCCUGCAACCCAGAUGAUUUCGUCGGGGUUUUAGACAUCGACGACGUGGACCUCUUUAUCGGCCAGAACUGA